Molecule: messenger RNA, 2503 nt
Organism: Microtus ochrogaster (prairie vole)
Lineage: Eukaryota; Metazoa; Chordata; Mammalia; Rodentia; Cricetidae
Gene: Napepld
Product: N-acyl phosphatidylethanolamine phospholipase D
Exons: 6
Coding region: 9-1562 (517 amino acids)
Biological process (GO): N-acylphosphatidylethanolamine metabolic process; N-acylethanolamine metabolic process
Cellular component (GO): cytoplasm; membrane-bounded organelle
Molecular function (GO): zinc ion binding; N-acylphosphatidylethanolamine-specific phospholipase D activity
Source: RefSeq, a predicted model, not a curated record
CACCGAAGAUGGCGAGGCGGCGCGCGCUCAGGCGCAGCGUGCAGCUCUUAGCGCCCUCGGCGGAGCUGGAGCGGCGGGGCCGAGGGCGGAGGAGCGCGGGCGGAGGGCGUCUCUGCAUCGCCCGCGGCUCCGGGGCGCGCUGGCCCCCGGGAUUAGCGACCUCAGCCGGGGAGACGCCACGCCGGGCGCGCCCGACCGCCCUAAGCGCAAGCUUCUCACCAAAGGACAUGGAAGAAAAUGAAAGCAGCCAGUCUCCAACAACAAGCUACCAAUAUCCCAAAGAAACAGUAAGGAAGCGCCAAAAUUCAGUACAGAAUUCAGGAGGAAGUGUGUCUUCUGGGUUUUCCAGGAAAAGCUUCAAACUGGAUUAUAGACUAGAAGAAGACGUAACUAAGUCAAGGAAAGGAAAAGAUGGGAGAUUCGUUAAUCCGUGGCCAACGUGGAAAAACAUCUCUAUUCCAGGUGUCCUCAGGUGGCUGAUAAUGGAGAAAGACCACAGCAGUGUCCCAGGCUCCAAAGAGGAACUUGACAAAGAGCUCCCAGUGCUUAAGCCGUAUUUUAUCAGUGACCCUGAAGAAGCUGGGGUGACCGAGGCUGGCUUACGAGUCACGUGGCUGGGCCACGCCACGCUGAUGGUGGAGAUGGACGAGCUCAUUUUCCUCACGGACCCCAUGUUCAGCUCCCGCGCCUCUCCCUCACAGUACAUGGGCCCGAAGCGAUUCCGCCGCCCCCCGUGUACCAUAAGUGAGCUCCCCCCAAUAGAUGCGGUCCUUAUCAGUCACAACCACUACGACCACCUGGACUACGGCUCCGUCCUGGCUCUGAAUGAGCGGUUUGGCAGUGACCUGAGAUGGUUCGUGCCUCUGGGUCUCCUCGACUGGAUGCAGAAAUGCGGCUGUGAGAACGUCAUCGAGCUGGACUGGUGGGAGGAGAAUUGCGUGCCCGGCCACGACAAGGUCACCUUUGUCUUCACGCCUUCCCAACACUGGUGUAAAAGGACCCUCCUGGAUGACAACAGGGUCCUGUGGGGCAGCUGGUCUGUGCUGGGGCCUUGGAACCGGUUCUUCUUUGCUGGGGAUACUGGCUACUGCCCUGCUUUCGAAGAGAUAGGGAAGAGGUUUGGGCCCUUCGACCUCGCAGCUAUUCCCAUUGGAGCAUAUGAGCCAAGUCAGUGCACAGAAUCUGGUCCUGUCAUGCCAUCCCCCUCCCGCCACCGUGUGCUCAGCGCGACUUUGAGAGCAGUGAGGGACCACACUGUCACUACUGAAGACCCAGAGGACCUGACUACUGUGUUGUACUUAAUACUGUCUCUUAGGAGAGAAGAGAAACCUACUGGUAUGCUUCACCGGAUGCUCUACCCUGACACUCCAGAACCAGACCAGCCAGCUGCCGGCAAGUAUGGCGCGUCAGACUGGCAGAGAAGGGUGCACUACUUAGAGCCUCCAGCGAAACUGAAGGAAGCUCUAGAGAGAUAUGGACUUCAGAGUGAAGACUUCUUUGUCCUGAAGCACGGAGAGUCAAGAUACUUGAAUACUGACGACAAAGCGUUUGAAGAGACAUGAAAUGGGACUCUCGGGAAAACAAACGAGAAGACUAAGAACUCGCGAACAUUACGCCGUUUUCCACGUGGAAACAACUUCCGCAAGUGUGUGUUUUGUUUUGCAUCCUAAUUUGCCAACUGCCAAGACUCACAGAAACUGUGAAAGUCCAGGGAGGGUCAUUCAAGGAACUGUCCACUGUAGACUUAAAGAAACACCAAUGACACAAACAUUGCAAUACAUUAUUUUCUAGCAAAACACUACAUUUUAGUGGUAGUAGAAUUUCUAAGGUUGUGAAAAAUGACAUUAAAGUUUCCUUUCUUUUUUCUGUGAUUCAGGGCUUUCUCAAGAAGAGUGGAGCUCCCCUACCUACCUAGACUGUUUAGACACACAGCCCUUUCCUAUAUUCAUAUGAUAAAAUGAUAAUCGUGACUUCCACAUGCAGAGUGAGCCUUCAGAUUGCACUGUCAGGAUGAGCUUCUGGCCUUGGUGACACACAUCUACAAUCCCAGCACUCCAGGGGAUGAGGCAGAUAGGUCACAAGUUCAAGGCCAGCCAGAGCUACCAGGAAGACCCUGUCUCAGGAGGAAACAGUAGCUUCUGUGCCAAGUGUUAAGGGAUUCAUUUUGUUCAGCAUAAGAAUGUAGGUGUUUGGGCUAAAUGAUCAUUUUACAGUGGAAAGAAGCUCCUUGCAUUGGGUGCUCACAUUCCUGUGCACCCGUGAGCAUCUCAAGGCAGCACCUACACAGCUGCGCCCCAGGUCAAAGCCGAUGGGCGAAGGGAACAGUGUAGGUCUGAGAUGUAGGGGAGUUUAAAUUUCCAAAGUCAGACACUCUGCUCGGCACACCGGAACCACAACGAAGUAUUUCACACAUCCUAAAUGUGAAUACAUCAUGCACUUGGAAUUAAAUUUCAUUUUCUUCAUUUCCAUUUUAUACACACACACACACACACACACACACACA